AUGCCUGGCCUCGUGUCGGCUGCUGGCCUUGUCGGCUUUCUAUCCGAACCUGAUUCAGAACUCCAAUCGUUUGCUCUGAAAGAGCUGGAUGGUCAGGUCGAUCUACUAUGGACUGAGAUUGCAAACUCCGUCGGCCAGAUCGAAGCUCUUUACGAAGAUGACUCCUUCCCCGAUCGCAACCUGGCCGCCAUUGUCGCUGCAAAAGUCUACUAUCAUCUCGGAGCUUACAAUGAAAGCAUGGCUUUCGCCCUCGGCGCGGGCAAAUACUUCCAGUUGAACAAUCCUGGCGAGUUCGAAGAUACCAUCAUCUCGAAAUGUGUAGAUACCUGGAUCGCUCUGUCUGCUGCGAAAGACCCAACCCUCGUCGCCGCUUCCAGUGCGGCUGAGGCUGAACUCGACACGGCUUUCUCACAAUCCGCCGAUGGCGCCGCUACGCUCUCCGCUGGCCUCACAUCGCCCGUCACGCCUUUCUCACAAUCAGCCCUGCCCUCAAAGUCGCUACUAUCGAGACAGAAUACCGCUGCGUCAUUCGAGCCAGGACUCGCUAUUGAGGGCGAGGAAGGUACUCCGGAAGCCAUCAUUCAGCAGCGUGGUCUUCAGAAGCAACUUAACGGCAUAAUCGAGCGUUUAUUCGAGAAAUGCUUUCAAGAGAAACGUUAUCGCCAGGUCGUCGGCAUUGCCGUUGAAGCCCGUAACCUUGAGAUCCUACGAAGAGUCAUACUACGAGCCGCGAAGGACGAGCAGCAAGAGAAUGGCGAAAUGACAAAGAACGGCGAGGAACUUAUGGAGUACGUUCUCGAGAUCUGCAUGAGCGUUGUCCAAGAACGCGGGCUGCGUAAUGAGAUCUUGAAGCUUAUUCUUGAGCUGCUCAACGACAUUCCAUCACCGGACUACUUUGCGAUUGCCAAAUGUGUUGUCUACCUGGACCAACACUCGAUGGCUUCUGACAUCCUGAAACAGCUCGUAGAAAAGGGUGAUGCUCGAUCACUUGCCGUCGCCUACCAGAUUUCCUUUGAUCUGUACGACAACAGCACCCAGGAAUUCCUGCGGAAGGUGCGGGAAGAGCUGUCCACACUGGCGCCGGAAGACAUUGAAGACUCUGACCCGCCCCCACCAUAUGAUUCCACAGACGCCCAAGCACAAGAACAAGUGCAACAGGAGCUUCAAGAUGCCGCACCCUCUAGGCCUUCAGUUAAGCCUGAGAUCAAAGAGGCCGUUCAGUCGAUACGCGAUAUCUUGGACGGCCUCAAAUCGAUACACCUCAACAUCGAAUUCCUCAAUAAGUCAAACCGGGUUGAUCUAACCGUACUGAACAAGGUCAAGGAUAGUUUAGAGGCCCGCAACUCCAUAUACCAUACCGCCGUGACGUUAUGCACUGGUUUCAUGCACGCAAAGACCGCCAAUGAUGACUUUUUCAGACAGAACCUAGAGUGGCUUGGGAAGGCUGUCAAUUGGUCCAAGUUCACCGCAACUGCUGCUUUGGGAGUCAUACAUCAGGGCAACGUCAACCAGGUCGACAGACUGCUGAACCCUUAUCUUCCCAAAUCGAACGCUGGCGGUGCCCCUGCGACUGGCUCACCAUACAGCCAAGGUGGCUCUCUGUACGCUUAUGGUCUCGUCUGUGCGAACCACAAGGGCAAGGCAGUUGAAUUCAUCCGUAAGAUGUUCAAAGACGCCACCGAAGAAGUCGUCCAGCACGGCGGUGCCCUGGGUCUGGGUGUUGCCGGCAUGGCUUCGGGUGACGAGUCUUUGUAUGAGGACCUGAAGAGCGUUCUAUAUACCGACUCAGCUAUCAAUGGCGAAGCCGUUGGCCUUGCUAUGGGUCUUGUCAUGCUUGGAUCUGGUAACAUGAAAGCGCUCGAGGACAUGAUCCAGUACGCUCGCGAAACUCAGCACGAGAAGAUCGUACGUGGUCUCGCUAUGGGUAUGGCGUUGAUCAUGUACGGUCGUCAAGAAGGCGCCGAUGUGCUCAUCAAUGGUCUUCUCAACGAGGCUGAUCCGGUUUUACGGUAUGGCGGUAUUCUGACCAUUGCCAUGGCAUAUGUCGGGACCGGCAGCAAUAAGGCGGUCAGGAAGCUCCUCCACACUGCUGUCAGCGAUGUCAGUGACGAUGUGCGCCGCAUUGCAGUCCUCAGCUUGGGCUUCAUUCUCUUCCGCAAGCAUACUAGCGUACCGCGCAUGGUUGAGCUACUUGCCGAAUCUUACAACCCCCACGUCAGAUACGGUGCUGCUAUGGCCCUGGGUAUCUCGUGCGCGGGCACUGGCCUCGACGAGGCUAUUGACCUACUUGAGCCUAUGCUCAAAGAUCCUACCGAUUUUGUCCGCCAGGGUUCUCUGAUCGCCCUUUCGAUGGUUAUGGUCCAGCAAAACGAAGUCAUGAACCCCAAGGUCGGUACUAUCCGUAAGACCAUGCUCAAGAUGGUUUCAGACCGCCACGAGGAUGCGAUGUGCAAGUUUGGCGAUGCUAUGGCUAUGGGUAUCAUUGAUGCUGGUGGUCGCAAUUGCACCAUUUCGCUGCAGACUCAGACCGGCAACCUUCACAUGCCCGGUAUCGUCGGCGCUGUUGUUUUCACGCAGUACUGGUAUUGGUUCCCUCUGGCUCACAUGCUAUCACUCUCCUUCACACCCACAGCUGUCAUUGGUGUAGACCAGAAGCUGGAUGUGCCAGUCUUCAAGUUUCACAGCAACACUCGUCCUUCUACGUUCGACUACCCUCCCGAGCAAACAGCAAAGACAGAUGAGGCUCCCGAAAAGGUCAAGACCGCUGUUCUUUCGACUACGGCGCAAGCAAAGCGUCGCCAAGCCAAGAAGGAAAAGCAAGAAAAGACAGAGAAGGGUGAUAGUAUGGACUUAGACGCAACAGCGACUCAAUCUCCUGUCACGCCGAAGGUCGAGAAACCCGAGGACAAGAUGGAAACUGACGAGCCUGCUCCCAGCGACGACAAGAAAGAGGGAGACGCUGUCGCUGAAUCCGAUAAGCCCGAGAAAAAGAAGAAGGUCGAGAAGGAGAAGGUCGGAUACGACAUCAACAACAUGUCCCGUGUCCUGCCUGGUCAGCUGAAGUACAUCUCAUUCCCGGAUAAGCGCUUCCAGCCCGUCAAGAAGCCAGUGACUGGUGGUGUCAUGGUUGUGCUAGACACCCAACCUGAGGAAGAAAAGGAGACCAUUCCUCUUACCGUCAGCAAGAUUAACGUACCUCCGGUACGAAGCAUCGGUGGUCAACAAAGCCAGCCAGCAGCUGUGCCAGUCACUCCUGCUAGAGGCAUUGGUGAAUUCGCUGCUGGAACUGGUGCUGGAGCAGCCGCUGCCGCUGGUGUCUUGACAGCCGUGGACGAAGAUGAGGAAGGCGCCGAAGAGGCGCCUCUGCCUGAGGAGUUUGAGUAUGAGACCGAGAACGAGGGAGAUGCUAUGGAGGAGUAG
Messenger RNA from Cyphellophora europaea CBS 101466, 3420 nucleotides. RefSeq lists its product as uncharacterized. The transcript is spliced from 2 exons. The record is from RefSeq and is a predicted model, not a curated record. Lineage: Eukaryota; Fungi; Ascomycota; Eurotiomycetes; Chaetothyriales; Cyphellophoraceae. Gene Ontology annotation, biological process: regulation of protein catabolic process; proteasome-mediated ubiquitin-dependent protein catabolic process. The coding region runs from base 1 to 3420 and encodes 1139 amino acids. Gene Ontology annotation, cellular component: proteasome complex; proteasome regulatory particle, base subcomplex; nucleus. Gene Ontology annotation, molecular function: enzyme regulator activity.